AUGCAUACCGCUAUUAAUAAAUAUUCUUUGGUCCGCAAUGCGACCAAAAACAUAUUAUGUGGCUGUUUCAAACGGCGUUCGUCUCAUUUUGUAUAUCACCCUGAACGGAUUUCCAAUGAACUCGGUAAAACUAGUAAGAAGAAUAUGUAUCAGGCAAUCAAUAGUGCUAUGGAUUUGGUACUGAGCAAAGAUCCGAACAGUGUUGUGUUUGGUGAAGACGUAGGAUUUGGUGGUGUAUUUAGAUGUACUAGUGGCCUGCGUGAACGAUAUGGUGAAGACCGUGUUUUUAAUACUCCACUCUGUGAACAAGGUAUUGUUGGUUUUGGAAUUGGCCUUGCUGUAGCCGGUACCACAGCAAUUGCAGAAAUUCAAUUUGCAGAUUACAUGUUUCCUGCAUUAGAUCAAUUGGUGAACGAAGCAGCAAAAUAUCGGUACCGUUCUGGUAAUUUAUUUGACUGUGGUAAAUUGACUGUACGAACUCCGUGUUCUGCUGUUGGUCACGGUGCACUUUAUCAUUCACAAAGUCCUGAAAGUUUUUAUGCCCAUUCACCAGGACUCAAAAUUGUUAUGCCUCGCAGUGCACAGACAGCAAAAGGAUUACUUCUAUCUUGUGUGCGAGAUCCAAAUCCAUGCAUAUUUUUUGAGCCCAAAAUUAUGUAUAGGUUAGCAGUAGACGAUGUGCCUGAUGAUGACUAUGAACUACCAUUAGGAAAAGCUGAUGUAUUGAUCGAGGGUAAAGACAUCACAUUAAUUGGUUGGGGUACUCAAGUUCAUGUCUUGCUUGAAGUCGCAGAAAUAGCUAACAAGGAUUUUGGAAUUUCUUGUGAAGUAAUUGAUCUGGUGACCAUACUGCCUUGGGAUAAACAAACAGUGACAAAAUCUGUGAAAAAAACUGGCCGUGCUAUAGUGUCCCACGAAGCUCCCUUAACUGGAGGUUUUGGGGCUGAAAUAUCUGCUUCAAUACAAGAGGAUUGUUUUCUCCAUUUAGAGUCUCCAAUACGACGCGUAACAGGUUAUGAUACUCCAUUUCCUCAUGUUUUUGAAAACUUUUACUUACCCAACAAAUGGAAAUGCUUACAAGCUAUCAAAGAACUAAUUAAUUAUUAA
This is a messenger RNA of Macrosiphum euphorbiae (potato aphid), 1107 nucleotides long. The record is from the annotation of a GenBank genome assembly. Lineage: Eukaryota; Metazoa; Arthropoda; Insecta; Hemiptera; Aphididae.